This is a messenger RNA of Schistosoma haematobium, 2514 nucleotides long. RefSeq lists its product as uncharacterized. The record is from RefSeq and is a predicted model, not a curated record. Bases 161 to 1135 code for a protein of 324 amino acids. NCBI's taxonomy places the organism in Eukaryota, Metazoa, Platyhelminthes, Trematoda, Strigeidida, Schistosomatidae. The transcript is spliced from 3 exons.
CGGCAUUACUAUAUUGUAAUUCACGUUAACCAGGAAUACUGGAUGCUAACUGACAAGAGUUUUCAUAUGAACGAUCGCUCGAAAGUCCAAGAUAUCUGUCAAAAGCCAACUCUAUUAUGACUAAGAAAUAAAUUGCUUCACAUUGUCAUCCGAUUCGGAAAUGUUAUUGAUUUGGAGUGUACUGAUCCCCAUUGUAUGUUUAUGGACGGUUGGCAUAAUUUUCAUGUGGUCAUUUGAUAGUAACGAUUCGAUUAAUACCUAUUCACUGUUUGACUCGGUUUGCAAGAAUGUCUACUUUAAACAAUGUACACAGUCAAGAAGUUCAUGGCUUAAAUGCAUCGGAGAUAUAAACAGACCGAACAGACAACACAGACGGAACCACACAGAUCUAACGUCAAAAUGGCCACCGUCUUCUAUAGCUGAGUUGUUUGAUGAUGCGUUGCCAAUAAUCAAUCUUGCUUUACGUGUUCCAGUUGCUAAGAAUGCUGAGAAUCCUUUCGAUAGCCCAUACUAUCGAAAAUAUCUACGCCUCACCACAAGAAAUGAGGACAACAUAAUGAGAUCCCCGGGUCUCUGGUCAUCCGGAUACAAUUUAUUCCCUCAAACAUUAGAUUUUGACAAAGUGAUAUACGAUUUUGAAAAGGGUUUUCCAUCAACCACAUUGCCAAUAAACAAUCCGGACAUAUUGGUAUUACGACUGCCAAAAAGUAUUUGCAACCCAUGUGGGAGAGAACGUGUUCCUGACUUAAUUGUUGUGAUCAAAUCCUGUAGCUACUGUUCGAAUGAACGGGACCAUGCACGAAACACAUUUAUGCAGAAGCACUUAUGGUCGAAUAUCACUGUCCAAUUCGUCUUUGUUGUGGGUAUACCCUAUCCAAAUGAAUCAAACAUGUUCACAUUUGGUAAUUAUAAAUUUCAACUGAGAAAUUCUUGGUGGAGGUUAUCGAGGAAGCAUGACAGAGAUAGAUGGACAUUUAUUAAACGACUUGCAAUGGAAGCAGAUUUUCACGAAGACAUUUUGUCCCCUGUUACCGCAUCCAUUCUUCCACCAGAAUAUAAAAUUUUUAUACAUCACUGGCUUCAAAUAAUAAAGGGCGUUUGCAAAGAUAGAAAGUUCGCUCUCCGGCUUUGCUGACCACAUUUUUACAUCACCCAUAUCAUGCCAAGAAAAGUAUUGAUUGUAUAGAGUAUUGUUAUUAUCAAGAUACAUCAAGUAUUUGGAAACUUUUCUCGAAUUUUUAAACUGAUCCACAUGAAUGAAAGAAUGAGAUGGUGAAAUUUUGGAAUGUUCCUUAAUUUAGGCACUCAAAACUAUGGGUAAUAUGUUAGUCCUGAAAGUUCAUUGAUACAUAGAGUUUGUUAAACAUAGUAGAGUACAAACAUUAUAUUUUUGAGUUGAAUGAUUUAAAGUAAUUAACUUCGCUGUAAGAUAUUUUCGAUGAAUGAUGGAAGUUGUUAGUCUCUACUCUUUGCAGAUUACUCUAAUAAGUUCUAGAGUAGAAUACAAAAGUUAUCCGAUUAUUUUUUUAGUGGUUCUUCAAUUGGUAUCAGACACUGGAUCUACUACAAAAUGUAACAGCGUGCUGUUGGCUGUAAUGUAUGACACUCGAUUUCCAUUUUCAGUGAUUCAAAUAUAACCACGUUAUUUUCAUUUUUAGUUUAUUAAAUAUGUAUUAGUGUUAGAGAAGUAGAUUUCUGUGAGUUUCGCUUUAUAAUACGUUCGACAGGAAUUUAUUAGAAAUGACAGGAAAUCUGAACUAAAUUUACAGACAUUCUGUAAGUCGUGAACGAUAUACAUAAAUAAUAAUUUACACUCGAAUCAUUUGUUACAAAAGAAACAUAUUGAUUCAUUUUUCAUCGUUUGUUUGAAUCUUCUCAUCGAUGUUUAGGACUAUAAUUAAUCAGUCUGUUAUUGGCAUAUGUGCAUCCUGUGAGGAUUGCCUUGAUAUUGCCUUAAGUCACAAGCGUUAUAAGCAAAGAUUGAUAGUGGCUUGCAUUGGAAUCUAAGACUCACGUUUUGUACUACUCUGGACUCGUCAAAUGGAUGCACCUGCAUCCUGGGGUUGAUGUCUACUCCAGGAAUCGAACCCAGUACCGUUCGCUUCAAACGCUAUCCCGUUAUCCACCUAGCUACUAACUCCAGAUGGCUACUAGCUUGUUUAAUGAGGCAGUUUCAUUAAUUACUGUAAAAAUAUGGAGAUAAUGAACAGUAGAUGAGAAGAAAACUACAGUCAACAAACCGAAAUUUCCGAAUCAAUAACUUUGAAGUCUGGAUAAAAAAACAUCAGUUUUAUUCGAGUUCCUCACUGUCAACUUUUAUCAAAUUGAAAUAUGCUGUCCGACACUGUUUUGACUGCUGUCUUUCAUUACCCAAAAACAAAUACAGACCAUCGAUAAAGUGAUGAUGACAAUAAUUAAUUUGAAUCGAUUGCUAUAAUUUAGAAUAAAACGUUUUAAUGCAUACAUAGAGAAAUUACUUCUUUAAACACUAAGAUCAAAAGUAAUCUGUUGUUG